AUGCCCGAAGUUCCGGAGAAUAUGCAGGAUAAUAUUGCACACCUCGAGCAUGAGGCUCGAAACCCCUAUCGAUCUCAACAACAAUUUCCCGUCCAAUAUGACCGCUCGGGUUUCCCUGAACGAUCCUCUUCCGCCGCCGUCGUUCAAGGUCAGCCCAUCCCCUCGUCGGGUUACGAAGCUGCCUCCCACUACGAACAAGCCGCCGUCUAUGACACCAUGGAUCCCCCCAACUUUUCGGCCUUUCCCGCUCUGCGCAACCCGCCCCCGAAUGUCCCCCCGACCGAUGAGCAGCGAGAAGCGAACCUGGAGCGCGUGCGCAUGACCGUCUUGUCGUCCAAUGACCCGGAGAUGCAGUUGGCCUGGGCCCAGGAUGCGCUGGCUUACGUCGAGGUCGCCAUGCAGAAUGAGACUCGACUGUCGUUGAUCCAACCCCCGCGCCCGCAGACCCCGCCGGUCGAGCGCCAGUUGAAGGUCGACGCCAUGAAUAUCGUCAGUUUCCUGGCCGAUCAGUCUCAUCCCAAGGCCGAGUUCAUCAAGGGCAUGUGGCUGGAAUUCGGUAAAUUCAACUGUCGCAUUGACAAGAAGGAAGCCUUCCGUUCGUACAUGAGAGCCGCGGAGAAAGGCUACGCGCGCGCGGAAUACCGGAUUGGGAUGCAAUUCGAGAGUUCGGGAGAGCCAGAGAAGGCCAUCAGACACUACCAGAAGGGCGUCGCCCUUGCAGACUCCGCCUCGUUCUACCGCCUGGGAAUGAUGAUCCUCCUCGGCCAGCAUGGCCAACGCCAGGAUUUCCAGACGGGUCUGGAGUACAUCAGCCUUGCAGCACAGUCCUGCGACGAGAAUGCGCCCCAGGGUGCCUACGUUUACGGGAUGCUCCUGGCCCGGGAACUUCCCCAGGUGAACGUUCCGGAGGCCUUCCUCCCGCUCGAUCUCAACGCCUCCCGUGUCAAUAUCGAAAAGGCCGCCUUCCAUGGAUUUGCCAAAGCCCAGGUGAAGAUCGGUGCCGCCUACGAACUGUGCCAGCUGGGGUGCGACUUCAACCCGGCGCUGUCCUUGCACUACAACGCGUUGGCUGCGCGUCAGGGCGAACCGGAAGCGGAGAUGGCCAUCAGCAAGUGGUUCCUCUGCGGCCAUGAAGGCGUCUUCGAAAAGAACGACGAGAUGGCGUUUAUCUAUGCCCAGCGCGCGGCUCAGAGUGGGUUCCCGACCGCCGAAUUCGCCCUGGGGUACUUCUACGAGGUUGGCAUCUUCGUGCCGUCGGACAUCAAAGAGGCCAGAAGCUGGUACGCCAAAGCCGCAGCCAGCGGGAACAAGGACGCCACGGGCCGCAUCGAUAGUAUCUCUCGCUCCAAGACUUUAUCCCGCAAGGACCAUGAACAGGUGGCCAUCGCGCGCAUCAAGUCCCGCUAUGGAUCUCAACGUCCCAACCUCAGGUCGAACACCGAGAACCUCGAAAUGCCCGACCCGUCCCGGAUGAGUAUUGCGGAGAACAACCCCCCCGCGUCUGCGCCAUAUCCCGAUCGACCGGCAUCGCGUGCCCGCCCCGUCUAUCCACCGGGCUACGGGGCGCCGGAUCCCCGACCCAGCUCUGCCUUUGGUAUCAACCCCAACAUUCGAUCGAACGCCCCUGGCUACAACCGCGCCGCGUCAUACGGACCGGGGCCGAUGGGAUACCGGUCUCCGCCCCCGGGCACCCCGUCGAUGACCCCCGUGUCCGCCGGCCCCAAACUCGACGUUGGCUACUCCGCACCGAUGGAGCCCCAGGCCGGUGACAUGCGGAGGCGUCCCCAGCGUACGGAUAUGCCCCCGGAUCGGCGGCCCGUGCGGACCCCGAUGUCUCCUCACGCCCAAGGUGGUCCGGUGGGAUCCCCGCGACCACUUGCCUCGCCUUCGAGCGCAUCGUUCCCGGGCCGGGCCGAUUCCCGGCCCCCGAGUUCCUCCUCCACGCCGAAACCGCCGUCCUCAGCGACCUCGGCCAGCCAACGACCGCCCGCCCAGCCAUCCAAAUCGCAGGGUAGCCUACCAGGAAAGGGCCCCAAGACUUUUGAGGAGAUGGGAGUCCCCAGUGCUCAAAAAGACGGUGAUUGCAUCGUCAUGUGA
This is a messenger RNA of Aspergillus campestris IBT 28561, 2097 nucleotides long. Its product is annotated as putative chitin synthase activator (Chs3). Gene Ontology annotation, molecular function: protein binding. The record is from RefSeq and is a predicted model, not a curated record. NCBI's taxonomy places the organism in Eukaryota, Fungi, Ascomycota, Eurotiomycetes, Eurotiales, Aspergillaceae. The transcript is spliced from 4 exons. The coding region runs from base 1 to 2097 and encodes 698 amino acids.